Xyrauchen texanus (razorback sucker) is the source of this 2434-nucleotide messenger RNA. Its product is annotated as chemokine-like protein TAFA-5. The record is from RefSeq and is a predicted model, not a curated record. The transcript is spliced from 5 exons. Lineage: Eukaryota; Metazoa; Chordata; Actinopteri; Cypriniformes; Catostomidae. The coding region runs from base 618 to 1016 and encodes 132 amino acids.
CACGCAUCACGGUGAAUGUUCGUGAAAUGCUUCUCUCACUGUUCUGUGUAACUCAAUAGGACAGUUUCUAUACGAAAUGAUGCCGGUGACUUUGGAAACGUCGGAGUGACAUUGAAGAACACGCAUGUCUGGAGAUCCCUAAACGAACCUUCCUCUCCAGCCAGUACUAGCUCAUUUACAGUCAACAUCCGUACAUUGUGGACCUGUUACCAUUGGACUGGCACCACUGACCAUUUCACCCCGGUGUGGAUACUUGUACUGACCGCAGUGGAUUUGCGUGAUUUCCAAACGACCCACAUCGUUUUAAUUUACUUGGAUGAGUUUUCGAUCUAAUUUCUUUUUCUUUGAUUUGUAAUCCUAACGCAGAUUCAUUUGCACUUAAAUUCAGCAAAAAACUGUUAAAUAAUGACUAUUUAUUAUCAAUCCGUCCUUAAAAUUCUUAAUUUUUGUAUGUGUUUAUGAGAUGCGUAAAAAGGAAAAACACUGCGCGUCCUAAAAUUCACAUAGGAUCCUCGAGUUUCGGUCACAUUCCCGUAAACAUCUAUGGAGUAAUGCAGCUUGCUUUGAACUUGCGUUGAGGAGGGUGCCUGGAUUAUUAUCUGAGGGACGGAGUGAGGAUGCAGUCGGGGAUGCGGGCGCUCUGUGCCGGCGGAGGCGCGUCUCUCUGCUGCCUGCUGAUGCUGUGGAUGAUCUACACCCACCUCCUUAAAGAAGGUCAGUUGGCAGUCGGCACAUGUGAGAUUGUGAUGUUGAAUAGAGACAGCAGUCAACCCAAGCGCACUAUCGCCAGGCAGACAGCCCGCUGUGCCUGCCGGAGAGGACAGAUCGCUGGUACCAUGCGGGCCCGACCAGCGUGCGUGGACGCCCGUAUAGUGAAAAGCAAGCAGUGGUGUGAGAUGACUCCAUGUACAGAGGGCGAGAUUUGCGGCCUGCUCUUUAAUCGCUCUGGAUGGACCUGCACCAAAGGCGGCGGGCGCAUUAAAACUGUCACGCCUCUGCCCAAAGAGCCAUCUUAAAGGACUUCAGACUGCCGUGAGGAGGUUUGCUGACAUUCACAGGAACAACGAUGCCAAACAGGAAUUAUACAUCAGUCCCACACAUUUGUGUCCAUCCACUCAUCUCGGAGCUAAAGAUAUCAGCCUCCCCACUCAUCGCCCUCAAAACAGGAAAUGGAAACCAUGUGCUAUGGUUACAGUCACUCAAGCAUCCGUACAGUUACAUACAGGUCAUUGAGUCCCAGUAGCAGCCAUCAGUUCUCGUUAACACAGCGGGAGACGUCUUGUGAACAUUUCUUUGCAAAACCUUGACAUCGUUCAACUCCGCUGUUUAGGUUUUCAGAUCUUUAUAAAGCUUACCGUAGCCAGGAGAAAAAAUUUGCUUGCUUUCCAUUUAAGCCAAUGGAGAAGACUGCUCAUGCAACUUUUAAACAAAGAUUCUACAACAUCUUCAAAGAGCAGUCAGUUCAAAAUGAUCUAGAUGGACCCGUACGGGUGCAAUUCACAACCGCCACCUGUCUCUUCAGAGCAAAGACGUGUCAGUGACAGGCCAAGGAUAUUAAAUGUACAGAAAAGAUGAACUUUUGGGUCUCUCUGUAUAGAUACUUGAAUUGCGGACAAAUUCAUCCGAUGCAUUGAGAAAAUUGGACAAAGCAGCAGAUGACUAAUAUUUACUGUAGAUAUGACUUCUUUUUUCAUGUGCUUUGGCCAUAUGAAUUCUGUGCUGUGAGCUCUGUCUGAGAAUGGCAAUGCAUUGAUAGUGUCAACUCUUAUCAUGGGUGCUUUAAAGGUGAAAAAUGUUUGGAUGUCAUCUGUUCCUUUGUUUCUGGGGCCUUUGUCUUACACUCUGCUUUAAAUGUCUGUCUCAAAUGGAUAUAUAUAUAUAUAUAUAUAUAUAUAUAUAUAUAUAUAUUUCUAUCAAUACCUUAUUUUGACUGUAAACUGACACUUGCAAUGCAGUAUUGACCUAGAUAGGAAAUAAAGGGUGUGUCCAUGUAAAUCAUACAUAACGCUUUGGGAUGUUUCUCCAUGGGUCAUGCUGAUAUGCAUGAAGUCAGUUCACGUUAUUGUAAAUAAUUUUUUUUGGUAGAAUUUUUAUUCAAGAUGGAAUAACUUUCUCCACCUCUAAAAUGACUUGCUUUUUUGCAAAUGUAAUCAAGACCGAAGGGGGACUAAUACCAAUAAUAUCAUUGCAUAACUUUUCAUGAUCCAACCUUACAUUAUUUCCCACAGAAUAUUUGGUUUUACUUGGAAAUAAGUUACAUUACGGAAGAUUAAUGUGUUGUGAAUGAUGCUUCAUGUUGUCUUUAAAAGGAACAUGACAUUGAAAUUUACCUUAAUUUACUUUCAUACCAAAUGUUCCUAGACUAAUUGUGCACAAGUCAUCAGAGCACGUUAUUACAAGAAAUAAAAAUGUUACUUGGUAAGCUGGUCGCCUA